Messenger RNA from Metopolophium dirhodum (rose-grain aphid), 3234 nucleotides. Its product is annotated as peroxidase-like. Gene Ontology annotation, molecular function: heme binding; peroxidase activity. NCBI's taxonomy places the organism in Eukaryota, Metazoa, Arthropoda, Insecta, Hemiptera, Aphididae. The transcript has 13 exons. Bases 773 to 2794 code for a protein of 673 amino acids. Gene Ontology annotation, biological process: response to oxidative stress. The record is from RefSeq and is a predicted model, not a curated record.
UGGCAUUCUAAACAUUAAUAUCUUUUCUUUUUUUUUCAGUUUGUAACCGACGGCGCCGCGAGAACUGCAGCUCUCGCAUUGCUUUAAUAUUAAUAUCUAUAUUAUAUUAUAAGAUAAGCGUAGGUAACAUAAAUACGAUAAAAUAAUAUCGGCAUACAAUAAUAAUACAUAGUAUUGAUAACAAUGGUAUAUAAUACAUGUAUGUUCAAAGUUAAAUAUAUACCUAAUUUAAAAACAAACAAAAUUAGUACGGAAUGACUUAAAUAAGUUUAUCAUACUGAAGGACAAAUUAUAAACGUGAAUUUUAAACGAGUUUUUUGGUCACUCAGAUAGCAUAAUAUUAUAUGGUUCCUACCUACUUCAGUUAUCCUAAACUGGCAUUUGCUUGGUCGUGUAAUUUAACAACGUAAAUGAAAGAAAAAAACAGACAAGCUCAAAAAUAGUAUUAACAUUACUGUUGAUGAUAACCAAAUAAACUAGUCUCGACAAUCAUAAUAGCUAUGCACUUAUAUAUUAUGUUGAAUGUAAUUAUAAAUAAACACUACACUGACAGUGUAGUUUAGAUUUAAAUUAAAAUGUAAUAAAAAAUGAUAUUGUUUAGGUAGGUACUUGCUAACAUUUUUAUUUUAUUUUAUUCAAAAUAAUUUUUAUAUAACAAAGAUAUUAUACAAUAGUCAAACUGAUACAUAGCUAAAUAGGUACGACUAGGGAAAUCUAAACGUAUAAAGCUAAUAUCCGACACAGCCGUAUCGUUAUUUAUUGGAGUUUAACAAUGGAGAGAAUAACAUUUUUGUUUGUCUUAUUACUUGUCAGCUUAUCGUGCGACUGUGACAAUUCUAAAAAUGAAAGCGACGAAUCCAAAGCAUAUACUUACGGCAUGCCGAUAAAACGUUUCAGAAAUGACAUUGUAAAAACCAACAAUAUCCAAGGUGAGGAGACACGAUAUUUCACAAUGAGCGAUGAGCCAGUAUUAGAUCCAUAUCCUUCUAAGAUACCGUCUUUAAUGGAUCCUUCAAAGUCCAUUGGAUUUUUGCACCCACAAGAAAUCAGUCUCGCAGAUCAAUGUUUUCCUAGGCCACAGUGUGAUUUUUUUAAUAUGUACAGAACAAUAGACGGCAGUUGUAAUAAUUUACUAUACCCAACUUGGGGACAAACUAACACAGCAAACACUCGAAUUAUUCACGCUAAUUAUUCAGAUGGUUACUCUCAACCAAGGAAGUCGGUAACUGGUCACGAAUUGCCGGAAGUCCGAAAAAUACGUAAAACCAUAUUUAAAGACAUUGACAAAACUUCACCGAAAUAUAAUUUAUUUGUCAUGCAAUAUGCUCAAAUCAUUACACACGAUACGGCAAGCACAUUAAUCAAAGAAAAAGGGCCUUAUGGUCCAGUGAAGUGUUGCAAUGAUGAUGGUUCAACGCCCGAAAUUCUACCGAAAGAAUGUCUUCAGAUUAGAAUCCCACACGACGAACCAGGAUCAAAGUACCGAUGCUUAUCCAUACCCAGAUCACUUGACACAUCGGAUAAGGGUUGUGACAUUAAACCGGUCAGACAAAUUUUUGGAGCCUCCAGUUUUAUUGACGCUUCAGUAUUAUAUGGCACAAACUAUGAAACAUCGCGUUCUAUAAGAACAUUUAAAUAUGGAAAGCUCAGACGGCAGUUGGGACCUAAUGGAAAAUCGUUCUUACCCAAUGUCAAAAAAGCAACAGCACUUUGCAACGUCACUCAAGAUAACACAGUGUGCUACCUUUCAGGUGAUCCAAGAAUUAACAUGCAGCCAGAAAUGACAGUUGUUAUAACUUCAUUAUUGAGACUACAUAACUAUUUAUGCGAUGAGCUUAGUUGCUUGAACCCCAAUUGGGAUGAUGAGCGAAUAUACCAAGAAGCCAGGAGAAUUCUCAUCGCAAUGCACCAACACAUUACAUACAAUGAACUCGUUCCAAUUAUUUUAGGAAAAGAUUUUGCCAAGGAAAAUUAUUUACUACCGAUGACUAAUGGAUUUGACGAUAGUUACGAUCAAUAUUUGAAUCCGACUACAACAACCAGUUUUACAGGCGCCGCAUACAGAUCAAUGCAUAGCUCCAUACGUGGCUUUAUUGAAUUGGUAAGUGAAGCCCGAAAAAUAACAUCUAGAAUACGGAUAAGUGAUUUCUUUUUUAAACCGGACAUAGUACAAAGACAAGAUAAUUAUGAUAGCUUCACCAGAGGAUUACUUACGCAACAUGCACAAGAAGUAGAUCAAUAUUUUACAGAAGAGAUAAGUGAGUCCGCAAUCAGAAUUCCGGAAAGACGUCAAAAAGUUGACCUGGUUAGCAUAGACAUGGCACGUGGUAGAGAUUUCGGAGAGCCACCUUAUAAUAAAUUUAGGAAACUCUGCGGAUUGAGCGAAGCCAAGACAUUUGACAGCUUGAUUGAUCAAAUGGAUAAAAAACAUAUUGAGGCCUUAUCGAAGAUGUACGAACACGUGGACGAUAUUGAUUAUUACGUGGCUGGUCUCUUGGAAAAAUCAAAACCUGGAUCUCUGUUGGGCCAUACGUUCCAAUGUGUAGUCGGAGAGAUGUUUUUUAGAUUCAAGUAUGGCGAUCGAUAUUAUUACGAAUUCGGGAAUCAGAUUGGUUCUUUUAAACUAGAACAACUCAAUGAAAUAAGAAAAACGACACUGGCACUGCUCGUGUGUUUAACAUCGGACAUUUAUUCUGUACAACGCAAUAUGUUUGAAAUACCCAGUAGUCGUAAUCCAUUGGUAACCUGCAAUUCUAUACCAAAACUCGAUUUGUCUGCCUGGAAAGAAGAUUAAAAUAUAACAUUUAAAUAAUUGGAUUACAUGUUUUAUAAAUGAUAUAUACUUUCUAAAUAUUUUACGCCUUUUGAGUCAAGAAAGGUCGACAUUGUAACUUUUAAUUGGAAUAUUUGGAUGAUUUUUUUAGCUUUUCGUCAAAAUAAAUUAUAAAUCAAUACUUUUGGUUUUCGUGCAUUACCUUCUCUUACUUUUUGCUACAACUUAUUUAAUUAUAAAUACGUGUUGAUAUUAAUUUAUGAUUUAUUUUCCUCCGUCAAAAUUAAUACUUUUGUCUGAUGGACAAUAAAAGAAAGAAAGAAAGAUAACUUUAAAUUAUCGAAUAUGCAAUGUAUAUUAUUAGCUCCUCGUCAUCUUAAAAUAACAUAUGUAUAACUCGUAAUAAUAAUUUGAAUUUUAUUGAAUUUUUUUGGUUUACUGUCAGUUAAAACGACGGAAAA